GUGAGGAGGAGCACGACCGCGAGGGCCGGGUGGUGACGGCCGAGUUCCCUUCCCUCUACGUGGUGGCCGCCUACGUCCCCAACUCGGGGCGGGGCCUGGUGCGCCUGGACUAUCGGCGCCGCUGGGACGCGUUUCCCCCCCCAGGUGAGGAGGAGCACGACCGCGAGGGCCGGGUGGUGACGGCCGAGUUCCCUUCCCUCUACGUGGUGGCCGCCUACGUCCCCAACUCGGGGCGGGGCCUGGUGCGCCUGGACUAUCGGCGCCGCUGGGACGCGGCCUUCAGGGGUUACCUCACCCGCUUGGACGCCCUCAAGCCCGUGGCCCUUUGCGGGGACCUCAACGUGGCCCACCAGGAGCUGGACCUCUGCCACCCCAAGGCCAACCGCCGCUCGGCCGGCUUCACCCUGGAGGAGCGGGAGGGGAUGGGGCAGCUCCUGGAGUCGGGCUUCUUGGAUUCCUUCCGUCACCUCUACCCCACCCUGCCCCACGCCUACACCUUCUGGACCUACUUAGGGGGCGCCCGGGAGCGUAACGUGGGUUGGAGGUUGGAUUAUUUCCUCCUCUCCCGUCGCCUGGAGGGGGCGCUCUGCGACAGCAAGAUCCGCUCCCGCGUCCUGGGGAGCGACCACUGCCCCAUCACCCUCCUCCUGGCCCUAUAGCUGACCCCCAAGUGCGCCCCAUAGCCAAGGGAGAUCCGGGGGAUGGUGGAGAACCUCAAGAGGUGCCCCUAAUUCGCCCAAAAUUCACCCAAAAUGGCCCCAAAUCGGGGUUUGGUGAGGUCAUCGAUGACCAUCCAACCUCAACUUGGCCAUAAAUCCAACCCCACUGCCCUAUAACCCACCUCCCUGCCCCAUAGCUGACCCCCAAGUGCGCCCCAUAGCCAAGGGAGAUCCAUCUCACCAUGGAGAACCUCAAGAGGUG
Calidris pugnax (ruff) is the source of this 921-nucleotide messenger RNA. Its product is annotated as DNA-(apurinic or apyrimidinic site) lyase-like. The transcript is spliced from 2 exons. Gene Ontology annotation, molecular function: endonuclease activity; DNA-(apurinic or apyrimidinic site) endonuclease activity; phosphoric diester hydrolase activity. The annotation marks the transcript as partial. Gene Ontology annotation, biological process: base-excision repair. The record is from RefSeq and is a predicted model, not a curated record. NCBI's taxonomy places the organism in Eukaryota, Metazoa, Chordata, Aves, Charadriiformes, Scolopacidae. Gene Ontology annotation, cellular component: nucleus.